This is a messenger RNA of Chinchilla lanigera (long-tailed chinchilla), 3270 nucleotides long. RefSeq names its product peptidoglycan recognition protein 3. The transcript is spliced from 8 exons. The record is from RefSeq and is a predicted model, not a curated record. Bases 405 to 1430 code for a protein of 341 amino acids. Gene Ontology annotation, molecular function: zinc ion binding; N-acetylmuramoyl-L-alanine amidase activity. Lineage: Eukaryota; Metazoa; Chordata; Mammalia; Rodentia; Chinchillidae. Gene Ontology annotation, biological process: peptidoglycan catabolic process.
UCACUCGAGCUCCUCUCAGUGACGUGGACAUAGUCAGCUCCCAGCCUCAGAUCUUUGUCCUCCGUGUUCUGUUAGGGAUCCGAGGUGUUCUUAUUCUCUCUGGGAAGCCAGAGCCCAAGGGCUUCCUUCCCAAGGAGUGAGUUCCCUCUUAAUGUGAGGGAAAGCAAAGGCUAGAAAAGGAGGAGGAGGAGAAGGAGCAGAAAGAGGAAGAGGAGGAAGAGGAGCGGAACAAGCUGGAGGAGGGGCAGAAUCUGGAAGCCAAGUCUGAAGGGAGGAGCAACCAGCCAAUGAGGGGCAAGUGGACUGCACCCUGACCUACUGGGCCGGGACAGUACAGGGUCUACAGGGUCACUGCCCUCCCAGGGCUGGCAUCCACCCUCUCCCUGUCGGUGUCCUGGAACACCAUGAGGAUGCUGCCCUGGUUUCUUGUCUUCUCUACUGUGAGUCUUCAGGCCUGGGGUACUCCCACCAUGGUCUCCCGCAAGGAGUGGGGGGCAAGAGCACUCACCUGCAGGGCUCUGCUGAGCCCACCUGUGCCCUACCUCAUCACAGAUCAGCUGGCGGGGAUGGAGUGCGAAGAGCAGAACACCUGUAGCCAACUGCUGCGGGGCUUACAGUCCCAUUCUGUCCACACCAAAGGCUGGUGCGACUUGGCCUUCAACUUCCUGGUUGGGGCUGAUGGCAGGGUGUAUGAAGGUGUCGGCUGGGAUGUCCAAGGCCUGCACGCUCCAGGCUACAACAAUAUCUCCCUGGGUAUCGCCUUCUUUGGCAGUAAGAUAGGCAGCAGUCCCAGCCCAGCUGCCUUAUCAGCUGCGGAGGGCCUGAUCUUCUAUGCCAUUCAGAGUGGUCACCUGUCACCCAGGUAUAUUCAGCCACAUCUCUUGAAACAAGAAAUCUGCUUAAGUUCUCAACAUCCAGUGAUACCCAGUAAAGCUUGCCCCAACAUCAUCCCACGAUCUGCUUGGGAAGCCAGAGAGACACACUGCCCUCAAAUGGACCUCCCAGCCAAAUAUGCCAUCAUUAUUCACACUGCGGGGAUAGGCUGCAAUGUAUCCAUGGACUGCCUGCUUUGCGUCAGAGGUAUACAGUCCUUCCACAUGGACAAACGAGAUUUUUGUGACAUCGGAUAUCACUUCCUGGUAGGUGAGGAUGGUGGAGUGUAUGAAGGGCUUGGCUGGUAUAGCCAAGGGUCUCACACCUACGGAUACAACGAUAUCGCUCUGGGAAUUGCCUUCAUGGGCAACUUCGUAGAAAAGCCUCCAAAUGCAGUUGCUCUGAAGGCAGCCCAGGACCUGAUCCAGUGUGCUGUGGUCAAGGGGUAUCUGGACCCCAACUACCUGCUGCUGGGCCAUAGUGAUGUGGUCAACACCCUGUCCCCUGGACAGGCUUUGUACAACAUCAUCAAGACGUGGCCUCACUUCAGAAACUGAGGGCAGGCUCUCCCACUUCUGGGGCUGCUCUUCCCAAUAGGUCUCUGUCCUCACCUCCCACUUUGCCUCAACAUCCAUGUCCCCCUCCUCUGCCAACCCCACCUUGUUCCCUUUCCCCAGGCUGGGAUGAGAAUGUCCUUUCCUGUUAACAUCCUCCAGCAUCCCCGGGUCCCCGCAGGGAGACAUCCACAGCCCUCUGUGUCUGAGCCCAACCUCUUUUCUCUUCACUUUCCUGAGCACCAGCUGCUCGGCCAGGUGAGAUGACAGGCUGGUUCCUGUCAUGCUUGUCUUUCCCUUUCUGUCUGCCUUUUUACCUGGUGCCCCUUCCCCUGUGGUCUGGCUGGCAGCCCUCAGUCCUCGCCCAUCACCCAGGCCAGGUGCCCACCCUUCUUCUCUGCUCAUACAGCGACUUGUACAGAUUUGUAUGCUAAUUUUAUUUAAAGCCUGCAAUGGUUUACACACAUGUCUGUUGUCUCCUGGACUGGAAGUUUCUCCAGGGAGUAGCUGGUUUUUAUUUAUCUCCUUGUCCUCAGUUCCUGAGCAGUGUAUGGAAUUUAGUAAGUUUUCUUAGAUGUUUGUUGAAAAAAUGGAUGAGUAAAUGAAUGGAUUAACCCUGGCCCUUACUCACUCAGCCAGUUUGCUCCAUCCUCUCCUCUUUGGGAAGCCCUUUUGGACAGUGCUAUUUCCUCCCAAUCUGCGGCUCAGAGCUGGUUCUGGUAGCUUUCCUGUUGUGGGUGCUGUGUUUUCAGGGUCCUGUGUCCCUGACUCUGCACAGUAUGCUGAGGCAGGUACUGCAUGCACCACUCACUAGGGCCAGCUCAGGGCAGUGUCCUCACAAGCUUCCCGGUGCCUGCUGCCUACCUGUGCCUGGCCAGACUUCAGUGGGUAUUGAGUAGUGCCAGGACCCAGAGCCUUGAUUCCCAGGACCCUCUUGCCCAGAGAACAGGCCUAUCCUCUUAAAUAGGGGUCAGACGGCACUGCUGUUCAAUAGAGGCAAAGAAUCUGGUUUCUGUUUUCACUGAGCUUGAUCUGAGAAAAAGGGAAAGAGAGAAGAGAGGAAUCAUAAGGAGCCAGAAACAUGGGCUCCCCCAGAUAUUUCUUUCCUUUCUUAUUUGCACUGUGUUUUUGCUGUGACAGUGUGUACCCAUCUCAUACAAGUUAGACGUUAAUAACCUCACAUGUACACAGCUCUUUGUGCUUCACCAAGGCUCCCUGAGGUCUCACUGGAUUGACUCUCCCCACUUGGCAUUUUCCCUAAGGAGUUCCAGGCGAUAAAAAGGGAAGGGACGGUUUGUCUAUAGCAUCAAACUGAUUCAGACAGGCUUGACACCUCUUCCUGAUUUACACAUCCAGAGGAAUGCUGCCUGGGACACUUGGCCCACCCAGCCCUCCCUGUGGGGUAGGAGCUGAGCACACGUUCUGGGGAGAGAUCCUCAGCAUGGUGAGCUUAACAGCCCCUCUCGCAGAGGUGGUCUAAGGGGUAGAUGUGAGAUGUUCAGAAACGGUCUCACGAAAAAGCUGUGUGCUAUGGUUUGACCGAGUCCCCCAAAAGGCAUGUGCUAGAAAUCUCAUCCCUACCUGCAGCGGCAUUGAGAAGCAGGGCUUCUGAAAGAUGAGUAGUGCAUUAAUGCUACUGUUGUGAGGGUGGAGUUGUUGAACAACGAGUCCGACCCUCUCCUGCAUUCUCUCUCUCCCUCUCCUGUGCACUCUGGCAUGCACGUGCUUUCUCACCCUCCUGUAUUCUGCUAUGGGGUGGCACAGCAAGGACAGCCUUCUCCACUGUGGGCCUCUCUGCCUUACAUUUCUCAGCCUCUAAAACGAAGAAAUAAAUUUGACUUUU